Molecule: messenger RNA, 5730 nt
Organism: Rattus rattus (black rat)
Lineage: Eukaryota; Metazoa; Chordata; Mammalia; Rodentia; Muridae
Gene: Tnpo2
Product: transportin 2
Exons: 24
Coding region: 1023-3764 (913 amino acids)
Biological process (GO): protein import into nucleus
Cellular component (GO): nucleus; cytoplasm
Molecular function (GO): small GTPase binding; nuclear import signal receptor activity
Source: RefSeq, a predicted model, not a curated record
UUGAAAGUUGAGAGGGGAAGGUUGUUUGGUCCUGAUAGGGAGGGGCGUCAGACUUAAGGCCAGAGGGCUUUGCUGAGUCUGACUGCGAGGCGGUGAUGGGAUCCGUUGAGGGUAGCGCACCGGGCGGGUUUUUGUGCGGGACUCUUUAAGGGAAGCUGCAGGGAUUGGACGGAUGGGGUCUCCGACACGAAGUGGUCGGGGGGCUUAGGGGAAUUUGAUUGGGGGAACUGCCAGAGAUCCGUCAGCAUUAAUUCCUGCUGACUGGGGAGGAGGGUAAGGGCUAGAGAGGCUUGGCCAGAUCUGAUUGGGGCAGGCAGCGGGCAUUGGGGGCUUUGGUCGUGGGUUGGGCGGUUUUGACUGGCUCUCAUUCAAAGAGACAUUGGAGACUUAUCGGGAUUGCUUGUAUUCUGGUUAAGGAGAGUCACUGGGCCGCGUCUAGGUCAGAAAGGGGGGCAUGUGGCGUCUACUGAGCUUGUAGAGCCGGUUUAGAAGAGGGAGCAGGGAUGAGCAGGAUCUGGGCGCUUAGGGACCUAGAAGAGCUCAGGAAUCUAGGAGGCGGCUGGCAUCUAGCGGAGCUGGAAGGCUGGAUUUUGGGGAAGGGAAUCCUCGUGGACUGAGCCUUCACCUGAAAGACCGCUGGGGCGGAGCCCCUAGCCCUCGAGGGAGGCGGAAGCCCUGAGGCCCGUAACUGGGGGCGGCGGUGGCGUGGACCUCUUUGGAAAGAGGGUUUCCUCGUUAGGCUCGAUGUGGAUACGUCGCGCCCCCGCCGCUGGUCCUGAUGGCCCGCUUUUAUAUUUCCCCCACACGCACUCCCGAGCCCGCGACUGCGUGGCCGAGGAUGGCAUAGCUGGCGGGGACCCCGCACUUGGACGGGCGCGGAUUGGAGGCCUCCGCUUGUCCGCGGAGAGCGCUUGCGUCUGCAUGCAGCCGCCUCUGCCUCGGGGACUCAACUUGGGUCUCACACAGAACUCCAGCGACCCAGCGCUGACCCAGGCUCCUACCCCUGCAGUUCGCCUUGCACCAUGGACUGGCAGCCAGACGAGCAGGGCCUGCAGCAGGUCUUGCAGCUUCUCAAAGAUUCGCAGUCGCCCAACACAGCUACUCAGCGCAUUGUGCAGGAUAAACUUAAACAGCUCAACCAGUUUCCUGACUUUAACAACUACCUGAUCUUCGUCCUGACCAGACUCAAAUCAGAAGAUGAACCAACCCGCUCUCUGAGUGGCCUCAUCCUUAAGAACAACGUGAAGGCACAUUACCAGAGCUUCCCGCCUCCUGUGGCAGACUUCAUCAAACAGGAAUGUCUCAACAACAUUGGCGAUGCCUCCUCUCUCAUCAGAGCCACCAUUGGCAUUCUCAUCACCACCAUCGCUUCCAAGGGUGAGCUGCAGAUGUGGCCAGAGCUGCUGCCCCAGCUGUGCAACCUGCUCAACUCGGAGGAUUAUAACACCUGUGAGGGAGCCUUUGGAGCCCUACAGAAGAUCUGUGAAGACUCCUCUGAGCUUUUGGAUAGUGAUGCUCUCAACAGGCCCCUUAACAUCAUGAUUCCUAAAUUCCUGCAAUUUUUCAAGCACUGCAGCCCUAAGAUCCGGUCCCAUGCCAUUGCCUGUGUGAACCAGUUCAUCAUGGACCGGGCCCAAGCACUGAUGGACAACAUCGAUACUUUCAUUGAGCACCUGUUUGCCUUGGCUGUGGAUGAUGACCCCGAGGUGAGGAAGAACGUGUGCAGAGCCCUUGUGAUGCUUUUAGAAGUGAGAAUUGACAGGCUCAUCCCUCACAUGCACAGCAUCAUCCAGUACAUGCUGCAGAGGACCCAGGACCAUGAUGAGAAUGUGGCCCUGGAGGCCUGUGAGUUCUGGCUGACGCUGGCCGAGCAGCCCAUCUGCAAGGAAGUCCUGGCCUCCCACCUGGUCCAGUUGAUCCCCAUCCUCGUGAAUGGGAUGAAGUACUCUGAGAUUGACAUCAUCCUUCUUAAGGGGGAUGUGGAGGAGGAUGAGGCAGUACCUGACAGUGAGCAGGACAUCAAGCCACGCUUCCAUAAGUCACGCACAGUGACACUGACCCACGAGGCUGAGCGGCCUGACGGCUCUGAGGACGCUGAGGACGAUGAUGAUGACGAUGCUUUGUCAGACUGGAAUCUGAGGAAGUGCUCAGCUGCUGCGCUGGAUGUCCUUGCCAAUGUCUUCCGGGAGGAACUGCUGCCCCACCUACUUCCGCUGCUCAAGGGCCUCCUAUUCCACCCUGAGUGGGUGGUCAAGGAGUCGGGGAUCCUGGUGCUGGGCGCCAUUGCUGAGGGCUGCAUGCAGGGAAUGGUGCCCUAUCUACCUGAGCUGAUCCCACACCUCAUCCAGUGCCUGUCAGACAAGAAGGCCCUAGUUCGCUCCAUUGCCUGCUGGACGCUGAGCCGCUAUGCCCACUGGGUAGUCAGCCAGCCACCUGACAUGCACCUCAAGCCUCUGAUGACGGAGCUGCUCAAGCGUAUCCUGGAUGGCAAUAAGAGGGUACAGGAGGCAGCCUGCAGUGCGUUUGCUACCCUGGAGGAGGAGGCGUGCACGGAGCUGGUGCCCUACCUCAGCUACAUCCUUGACACUCUCGUUUUUGCCUUUGGCAAAUACCAGCAUAAGAACCUGCUCAUCCUCUACGAUGCCAUCGGCACCCUGGCCGACUCUGUGGGCCACCAUCUCAAUCAGCCGGAAUACAUUCAGAAGCUGAUGCCCCCACUGAUCCAGAAGUGGAAUGAACUCAAGGACGAAGACAAGGACCUCUUCCCCCUGCUGGAGUGCCUAUCAUCUGUGGCCACUGCCCUGCAGAGUGGCUUCCUGCCCUACUGUGAGCCUGUCUACCAGCGCUGUGUUACCCUGGUGCAGAAGACACUGGCCCAGGCCAUGAUGUACACACAGCACCCGGAACAGUAUGAGGCCCCAGACAAGGACUUCAUGAUUGUUGCACUGGACCUGCUUAGUGGCUUGGCUGAGGGUCUGGGUGGCCAUGUGGAACAGCUGGUAGCGAGAAGUAACAUCAUGACAUUGCUCUUCCAGUGUAUGCAGGACUCCAUGCCUGAGGUCCGGCAGAGUUCCUUUGCCCUUCUGGGAGACCUUACCAAAGCCUGCUUCAUCCAUGUCAAGCCCUGUAUCGCUGAGUUCAUGCCUAUUCUGGGCACCAACCUGAAUCCUGAGUUCAUCUCUGUCUGCAACAAUGCCACCUGGGCCAUUGGGGAGAUCUGCAUGCAAAUGGGGGCAGAGAUGCAGCCCUAUGUGCAGAUGGUCCUCAGCAAUCUGGUGGAGAUCAUUAACAGGCCCAACACGCCCAAGACACUGCUGGAAAACACAGCCAUCACCAUCGGCCGCCUGGGCUACGUGUGCCCACAGGAGGUGGCACCCAUGCUGCAGCAGUUCAUCCGGCCUUGGUGCACGUCCCUUAGGAACAUCCGGGACAACGAGGAGAAGGAUUCUGCCUUCCGAGGCAUCUGCAUGAUGAUUGGUGUCAAUCCUGGGGGUGUUGUGCAGGACUUUAUUUUCUUCUGCGAUGCUGUAGCCUCCUGGGUGAGCCCGAAGGAUGACCUUCGGGACAUGUUUUAUAAGAUCCUCCAUGGCUUCAAAGACCAAGUUGGGGAGGAGAACUGGCAACAAUUCUCAGAGCAGUUCCCACCUCUGCUCAAGGAGAGGCUGGCAGCCUUCUAUGGGGUUUUUGUCUGCGUCAUCGUCGGAGGGUGUGCUGGGGAAUGUGCUGCUUCCAGAAGUCACUGUGCCCUGGUCGAGGGGGGUUAGGGAGGAGUGAGUGGGACCUAAAUCCAGGUGCAACCCAGUCUGUGCACCUGUCCAUCUGUCGGUCCACUUGCCCCACCGGGCCUGAUGAGUGGGCAGGUGGGUGGGGACUCCAUUCUCAUCCUACAAAUAGGGAGGGGGGUGGGACUUCUUGGUGGGCAAGAGUUCUCUGGGCUCUAAUCUGGGUCAUCUCAGGCAGCUCACUUGGGCCAGCCAUGUGGGAGGGAGGAAUCCAUAAGGCCUACCGAAUCCGGUGUCAGAUAAGGCAAGGGAAUUACAGGUGGGGAGGGGGGUUCCUUGUAGAGAAGCAUACACUCACAUGUACACAUGUGGACACACGCAUGUGCGGGCUCCAUAGCCAGCUAGGCUGGGCCAACCGCCCCACCAUUUCCUCGACUGCAUGGAGACAGUAGAAUUAGUGAACCCCCAAAUUAUGCCUAUGGCCUUCUGUGUACCUUGCAUCUAGAGUAUAAGAAGCUUCUGCUGUUUUGCCAGAAUUGGUGGUAAUGGGGAGGGCUGGGAGGUUUGGGGGACCUCAGCUGGGCUCCCAGGGCCAAGGGAGGAGGGUGGUCAUCUGGGGGCUGCCUUCUCAGCACUGGCUCACUUUGGACUUGCUCCAUACACUUCCUGCCAGCUUCAUGGCAGCCUCAUGUAGUGUGUCCCCAUCGUUGUCACAUCCUAGCCAGCAGCAGAGUGGGGACCGUCGGAGCAGCUGAGACUGGCUUGAGGCUACCCUGUACCCUUUUCCUGUGCUCCAAGGGUAUUUAAAGGCAUAGUCCUGGGACUAGUUUUCCUUUCGAAAGCUAAGGGCUGUUGGCUGCCAGGGCUGCUUUCCUGGAUCUCUUGAAACAGCUUUAAGGAUAGUCCAGUUCUCUGCUCCUGAGAACCCCAUUCUCCAGAGCUGGGGCAACAGAAUGUGCUUGGUGAGAACAAAGGACAGAAGUUUACUGGGUCUAGCAAGAUUUGAAGGCUUGGAGGAGAAGCAGGGUGUACCCAGGGCCUCAAACUUUGUCCCUUUUGGGACUUAGGAUUAUCACAGUGUCACUGUCACUGGACUCAGACCACACCAAAUUGGUAUACUGACUCUAAAACUCUUUGAAGAAAUUGGUUGGGGAUGCCAUCAAGGUGGGAGGGGCUUCCCGAGAGGAGAGGGGCAUGAUUAUUUCCAAAUUAGCUAUGGAAAUCAGUCUUGUAAGAUCCCUGAAAAUUUUCCUCCGUCCCCUUCUUUGCUUCCUACGUUUUUGGGAGCCCAUUAUAUUUUGGGCUUUGACUGGAGUUCUGCAUAUUAGGGCCUGCCUGCUCCAUCGUCCCUCUAAGGACCUGGACCGUAUUCCAUCCAGGCCUUGUAUCUUUUCUCAAGUAGGGUCAGGCCCUGCCUCUAUUCCCAGGGACACUUAGUGCACAUUCCAUAACUCAGCUAGUGGUCCCCAUUCCCUCCAGCCUGAAACUUGAGCAGGUCUCUGGAAGCCAUUUGUAGGAAAAAAAUUUUUUAAAGAAAAAAUACCAUUAGCUUUCUGGUAAUUCCACUUCUUAGGAGCAUCCUCUGCUGGGUCUUGGGGUGUAUUGAUGGAUUGACUGUCUGAUGUAGUUGUGACCCCUCUUUGUCCAAGGGGGUUGUUCCAGCUACCUUCAGGAAAAGGGAGCCCGAUUCUUGUAUUUCCCUUUUUUUAUUUUAUUUUAUUUUAUUAUUUUUUUAAAGAAAUUAUUUAAUUUUUUAAUUUAUUUUUUAGUUGGUUUUUGCACAAUGAAGUUUCAGUUUCCUCACCUUCCUUGUCCAGGGCUGCGACAUGGACUGACCUUGAUCUGUAGCCCUCCCUGCUGCCAUUACCCCGAGUCUUUUAUUACCAUUACCCCCUGGGCUCCCAGGUCUAUCCAUCUGUUACUGUGCUGUGCUGGGGACUAGCGCCUAGGUGGCGUGAGAUUCCACUCGUGUAGAACUUUGUUGAGUAAAGGUCAGUUUCUUGUGAAA